Aspergillus melleus is the source of this 738-nucleotide messenger RNA. RefSeq names its product class I SAM-dependent methyltransferase. Lineage: Eukaryota; Fungi; Ascomycota; Eurotiomycetes; Eurotiales; Aspergillaceae. The transcript has a single exon. Bases 1 to 738 code for a protein of 245 amino acids. The record is from RefSeq and is a predicted model, not a curated record.
AUGCCAGUAGCACAAUACGACUCCAUCGGCGACCGCUACACCGAGGUCGCCAACCUCCCAACCGGCCUCCUCCAACAAGCAUCCAUGCAAGCCCUUGUGGGCGAUAUCACGGGUCUCACGGUGCUGGACCUCGCCUGCGGCGCCGGCUCCUAUACACAAAAGACGGUCACAGACUGGGGAGCCCGGCACGCCGUCGGAGUCGACAUAUCACCUCUUACAAUCGAAGUUGCGCAAAGACGUACACAGGACGAUCCGCGAGUUGAAUUCCACGUCGCGGACUGCGGCCGUCCACUCUACAUGGGCCAAUUCGAUAUUGUGAUCUGCCGCUGGCUCUUGAACUACGCGACCAACGACGCCGAAAUGCUAGACAUGUGGAGGAAUAUUUUUAAUAACUUGAAACCGGGCGGACGGGUGAUUGGUCUCACUCCGGACUUGGGGGCUAUCGAGAAGGGGAGAAGCUUGCCGGUAGGGAAUUACUAUGGACAGAGCGUGGAGGUGCUCAAGUGGUUGGAUAAUGGUGGUGUGAACGUGCAGACGACGAUGCAUACGUCGGAGCCGUUUUCGUUCCAGAGUUGGUUUCUCCCGAGGGAGAUGUAUAACAAGGGAGCAAAGCUGGCGGGGAUGAAGGAAGUUCGGUGGGUGACGCACCCGGAUUUUGCGGUGCCAGGGGUGGAUAUGGAACAAGUUCGAAAGUGCCCUCUUUUCAACAUUUUUACGGCUGUCAGACCAUUGGAGUAG